This is a messenger RNA of Funneliformis mosseae, 1584 nucleotides long. NCBI's taxonomy places the organism in Eukaryota, Fungi, Glomeromycota, Glomeromycetes, Glomerales, Glomeraceae. The record is from the annotation of a GenBank genome assembly.
AUGCCACCAAAUACCUCACAAACCCCUUUCUCUGAGCCAGUUCAACCGCUUAAGGUUACUUCUCCUAAUGUCAAAUAUACCGAUACUCAUAUUAUUGCAGACUUUGUUUAUCAGAACACCACUGUUUCUAAAAACAUCGAUGGUACCUUAGAAAUUAUUCCCACUGAUACCAAAUAUCAAUUCAAAACCGAAUUGAAUGUUCCGAAAGUCGGAUUGAUGAUGGUUGGAUGGGGAGGUAAUAAUGGCUCAACCCUUACCGCCAGUAUCAUUGCCAAUCGCCGCAAUAUUACGUGGCGCACAAAAGAUGGCGUCAAAUCUCCAAACUAUUUUGGGUCCGUCGUUCAAGCUUCCACUCUCAAAUUAGGCGUAGAUGCAAAUGGAAAUGAUUAUUACAUCCCUUUUAACCAUAUCUUGCCCAUGGUUCACCCUAAUGACUUGGUUCUUGGUGGUUGGGAUAUUAGCUCUUUUAACCUCGCGCAGGCUAUGGAACGUGCCCAAGUUCUUGAUUAUGAUCUUCAACGUCAGGUAUCCCCUGAACUCGAACUAUUAAAACCGUUACCUUCUAUAUAUUAUCCUGACUUUAUUGCCGCUAAUCAAAGUGAUCGAGCUGAUAAUCUUAUUCCUGGAAAUAACAAACAAGAACACCUUGAACAUAUUCGUAAAGAUAUUCGUAAAUUCAAAGAUGAUAAUCAGCUUGAUAAAGUCAUUGUCGUAUGGACUGCCAAUACCGAACGUUUUGCUGAAAUUAUCCCAGGCGUGAACGAUACGGUCGACAAUCUUUUAAAAGCCGUUGAGAACAGCCAUCCGGAAAUUUCGCCAUCCACAAUUUUUGCUUUGGCCUGUAUUCACGAAAAGACACCCUUCAUUAAUGGAUCGCCUCAAAAUACCUUUGUUCCUGGUUGCAUUCAACUUGCAGAACGUGAACGCGUUUAUAUCGGUGGAGACGAUUUUAAAUCUGGACAAACAAAAGUCAAGUCUGUUUUAGUCGACUUUUUGGUGAAUGCCGGUAUUAAACCAAUUGGUAUCACUUCUUAUAAUCAUCUUGGUAAUAAUGAUGGCAAGAAUUUGUCUGCACCACAACAAUUCCGAUCCAAAGAAAUUUCCAAAAGCAAUGUAGUUGAUGACAUGGUUGCUUCUAACCAAAUCCUCUAUAAGUCCGGUGAACAUCCCGAUCACGUUGUCGUUAUCAAGUAUGUACCAGCAGUUGGUGAUUCCAAACGAGCCCUCGAUGAAUACGUUUCGGAAAUAUUUAUGGGUGGAAAGAACACUAUUUCAUUGUAUAACACAUGUGAAGAUUCUCUCUUGGCCUCUCCGCUUAUUUUGGAUUUGACCAUUAUCACCGAGUUAAUGACACGUAUUGAAUAUUGUGCUGGUGACAUGAAGGAAUUUGCACCUUUUGAUGCAGUUUUGUCCAUCUUGAGUUUCAUGUUAAAAGCACCUUUAGUACCACCGGGAACCCCUGUUGUUAAUGCAUUGAAUAAACAGCGUAUGGCAAUGGAAAAUUUAUUCCGCGCAUGCAUUGGAUUAGCUCCUCAAAAUGAAAUGCUUUUGGAACAUAAGGCUCCGGCUAUUCGUAAAUAUUAG